CUGAGGGGCUGGAGGAGGGACAAGGGGUGGGAACGAAAGUAAACUGUGUGUUUACUUUUGUUUCCUGUCGCAACACCGCGGGCCACAGAAAAUGCCUUGGCAGGCCGCACGGCAGCCCGUGGGCUGUAUGUUGGAUAAACCUGCACUAGACAUAGGGGGAAGCAAUUAUUUUGGGUGGAGGGCUGCUUACUGAGUUGUGGCAAACUAUCAAGGGCUGCAUGAGAGGCAGCCAGGGGCAGAUAAAUAUUAAUUUUCUUAAUUUUGGGGGGGCCCCACAGGCCAAAUAGAAUGGCCUGGUGGGCCUCAUCCAGCCCCUGGGCUGCAUUUUGCCCAUUCCUGCGAGCUUCCCUGGCUUCUGCAAGUGAGAAAUCAAAGCAAGUUUCUUUUGAUGGGCCACAGGAAGGAAAAGUCAGAAAUAUGCUAGUGUUUUCCUUGCUUCUUCCUCCUACACAUCUGAUCUUUCCCUUUCCCCAUCUCUUCCAGAAAGAUAACUUGUUCCACCUUUAUUUUCAGGCUCACCCAUAACCACUGUCUCAUGCCUGCUGCUAUUGGUGACUGGUUUCUUCCAUUUCCUCAUGCUCCUCCUCACUGGAGGUGUGUUGAUUUAGUGGGAAAGAUAAACUUAGAGAAGCAGAGAAAUGGUUACAUGUGCCCUGUUCAAGGGAGCAAGGAAAGGCAGUGAGGGAAGCGAACGUCAAGUCUUUUAUACUUAAUAGACUUCUCUACUGUGGUCCUUUAGGGAAGGCCAGCCAAAAAAACCUCAUGGGGCUCAUGUGGAGUGGGAACAGGGCAAGAAUGGUGGCUAGGGGGAAGAGGGUAGGGAUGCAUUGCCCCAACUCCUUAUGGACCUUCUAAGGUGAGAACUCCCAGUAAACCUGAGGAGGAAUAUUGGCCCCUCUCUACAGCCUUAGGGGCAUGUUAGGUUCCUCACAUGGCAUGUUAGGCCCACAAGGCAUGUGGAACUUGUUAUGCCCCCUCAAAUGCUUUUGGGUAGGAAAAUGAUCCCAUUUUCCAUUGACAAGCCUUCCUAGUGAAAUGGUUGCCUUGUGAGGUCUAACUAAGGAAAUGGGACAGCAGUUAAUGUGUAUACUUAGACUCCUGAUCCAGCAAAACACUAAAUCUUAAGCUUUACUAGGCCCACUGGCUUUACUAGGACUGAAAUCAGGCAUGUGCUUGUGCUUUGCUUGUUUGGGUCCUUAAUAGGUUGGAUUAGAUGGCAUUUUAUAACAAAAUUGCAAAUUCAUAAAGAAAUUUAACUUCAUUUUUGGUCCUAAAGUCCAGAUCUCAACCUGGUUAUUCAGACUGACCAGACUGAUCUUCCCUCUCCUCUCCCCUCCACCCCCAACCUCUUUUUUUCCAGUCUUAGAUUGUCUUGCUUUAGAGUGUCUUGCUUAAGUCUCUUAUCUGAUUCUUGUCAAAUUUGGAUAAAAAUAAACAUGUACCCUGGCCCUGACCUAAACUGCAAAUUUUGAGGCCAACAUGUAAGUCGCACAAGUUUGCUUUCAAGCUGAAAUAUGGGGUGACUACUGUCUAUCAAAAUACUGGUUACACAGAGCCUAGCUCACAUUCAUGCUGCUUUUGCUCUUCAGUGACUUCCCUGUUUUUCUUUAUUGGUAGAAAUAAGAAAUGUAGAUUCCAAUAACUGAGCAAAUGACCUGCCAACAAAUUCAGGGACACCUCAGUUACAAAAGGGGACAGUAAAAUCAACGUGUGGUUCCUAAUCUGUAAUGCAGAGAUUGUCAAAUCCCUCAAGACUUCCUUUUCAAAAUGUACAAUAUGUAAAACCUGUUUAGGAUUUGGAUUGGUAUAGUCACAGAAACCGUAUGCUGCUGCUGCCUGUAUGCAGUAUGUGCUAGUGUGUAUGCUUGGCAGUGGCACAAAGGGAGGCAGUUGAUGAUAUUCAUAGGAUUAAAGGCCUGAUUCCUGGGGACACACUUGGUUGGAUGCAAUUACAAUGCCUCUCAGGCAUUUGAUACCAGAAACCCCUUGACAAACUGUUUGAGCAGACGCGAGUCGCAGCAUCCUAUUGUGAGUGAAUGAUGGCGGAGCUGGCUGGCUUGUCAUCAUUCUCGAAAAUUCUGUGGCCAGUGAACUCCCUCUUCCUCUCCCACUCGCCCUCUUUUCCUUUUCACCACUGCAGGGACUUUUUCUAAUUUGCAGUUUUCCUUUUCCUGACGUACACAUGGUAGAUACAAGCUGGUGGCUUGCAGACUGCGUCUGUCUGGAGAUAGGCAGCAAGCUGAUGGAUAAUAAUGCUCCAGGAGAAUGAUUAUGCAGCAGUUAUUUAAGGAUAGGCUUUUGGGGGUAUGGCAGCGCAUGAGCUGAUUCAUCAGCCUGCAUACACUAACUUGACGCACUGACUAAGAUCUGCUUUUUCACAGAUCAAAAAAGGAGCCAGAGAGCCUUCCUGGUUCUUUAACAACUGGACACAGCAGCCUUGAACCUCUACCAUCUGCUUAAAAAGGACAGGUGGUAAAGGAGAGGAAAUAUGGCAGAUGAUAGGAAGGAGGAAGCCAAGGCACCACACUGGACCUCAAGUCAACUAGCAGAGGCUUCUUCACACCCACAUUCUCCAGAAAUUAAGGAGCAAGCUGGUGCAGGUGCCGGACUGGUCAGAAGUGCCAAUGGAUUUCCAUACAGGGAGGAUGAGGAAGCAAGCUAUGGCGAACGUGAGCAACCAGGCACAUAUUCUAGAACCAAAGAGAACGGGAUCAAUGGAGAACUAUCCACACGAGACAGAGAAACAGCAGAAGAAGUUUCUGCAAGAAUAGUCCAAGUAGUAACAGCUGAAGCUGUAGCAGUCCUGAAAGGUGAACAGGAAAAAGAAGCCCAGCACAAAGACCAGCCUGGACUGCCUUUAGCAGUUGAAGAAUCAGCUAAUCUGCCUCCUUCCCCACCUCCCUCACCAGCCUCAGAACAGACUGGAACAUUGGAUGAAGAUUUACUUACAGCCUCGAAGAUGGAAAUCCAAGACCAGGAGGGCACAGGCCCUUUCACAGCUGAGCCAUUAGACACAAAGGAACGUGAAUCAGAGAAAGACAUUAAGACUGGUGAGCAACCUAAACAUGAUGCUUUAGUUCCACAGCCAGCAAAAACAGAGGAUACAGAUAAAAAGGAAUCUCGUGGAAAAGAAGAGGGAAUGCUUCCCACUUUCUCACAAACUUUGGAUACAGAUCUGCAAAAGAAAGGAGAAGUAAGUUCUACAGAACCUGAUUCAACUGCAAAACCUUCUGUCUGUCAAGAACAAAGGGAUUUGUCCACUGAACAACCAAAAGAGAGUAAAGCAGAUGAAAGGAGUACAGAUGACUCAAUACCUUCAAGCCAAGUGAUUCCCUUAAAAUAUAAAGAUGACUUUAAAGAUGUUCAAGAUCAUGUCUCCAUGCAAGGAAUAAGUUCUUUGCCACCAGAAUCCAAAGUUGAUGUGUCAGAUACUGUCAGAAAAGAAGUUCCUUCAGAAACAUCAUCAGCUAUCCCACAGAAAUAUCAGAUUGAAGACAGUUACAAAAUAAAACAAGACUCUGCUGAACAACAGAUUGCCAAAGAUUUCUCAAGAGAGGAGGAACGGAUCUCCAAAGACAAAAUAGAAACUCUAGAGGCACAAGGAGUAUCAGCAGUGACUGUAGAUACCCCAAUUACAGAGGAAAGGUCCACCCAGAAAUUUUCUACUUGGGGGGAAGAAAAGGACAUGACAAGAGAUGAGAGUGAUGAAGAUGAAAGAUACGAUUUCCUUGAUGGACAGAAGUCCAAGGUAUUAGAUGACAGUAAUUUUUUUACAAAGUCUGAAGAGAAAGGACUUGUUGCAGACAAAGAAAUUGUUCAAAAGGAAGGUGAAACUAAAAAGUCACCUGAUAGUCUCAAAACAGAAAAAGAAAUGGAUCAAGCUGGGGUUUCAGGAGCAAUAGAUACCAAAAAGGAAGAACAGGCAAGCAUAAAUGCCCCCACAAGCACAUUAAGCCAUGAACCUGUAGAUAAAGUUCAGUUAUCUAAAACAGCAGAGAAAGCUCCUGAUGCUCUAAGCUUAACAGGUGAAAAAGGUCCAACUCAAGAAUUUUCUCAUGAAAAAGAUAUAAAAAAGGAUACUAAGGAGGAUAAUAUCUGUAUUGCAGACGCAGCUACUCAUGAAAUACAAGCAGAAGAGGAUAGGUCAGGAAUGUCAAAGUAUUUUGAAACAUCUACUUUGAAAGAGGAAGCAAUAAAAAGUGACAUUCAGAAGCAAGGCAGUGAUUACUAUGAACUAAGUGAUACUAAAGAAAGUGCAUACGAACCUUAUCAUAUAGAUUCUCCAUUAUCUAAAAAAGAGGAAGAUGAAUUAGAGUCAGAACCUGAUCAACACCCCAGUGCUCAUGAAAUAGGGUACAGUACUCUUGCUCAUACUUUUCCAUCUGACAACUCAGAGGAACCCAGUUCACCAGAAAGAAUGUUCACUAUUGAUCCCAAGGUAUAUGGGGAUAAGAGAGAUAUGCAUAAUAAAAAUAAAGAUGAUUUGACUCUAAGCAGGAGCUUAGGACUUGGAGGUAGAUCUGCAAUUGAGCAGAGAAGUAUGUCAAUUAACCUGCCAAUGUCUUGUCUGGAUUCUAUAGCUCUAGGAUUUAGCUUUGGUCGGACACAUGAUCUGUCUCCACUAGCUUCAGAUAUUCUGACUAAUACUAGUGGGAGUCUGGAUGAAGGUGAUGACUACUUGCCAGCAACCACCCCAGCAUUAGAGAAAGCCCCUUGCUUCCCUAUCGAUAGCAAAGAUGAUGAUGAUGAUGAGAUGGAAGAGGAAAAAGCCAUGACAGAAGAAAACAUUCAGGCUGAAUCCCUGGUUGAAUCACCUUUCUUGGCUAAAGAUUAUUACAAAAAUGGGACUGUAAUGGCUCCUGACUUGCCUGAAAUGUUGGAUCUAGCAGGCACAAGGUCUAGAUUAGCUUCUGUGAGUGCUGAUGCAGAGGUGGCUCGAAGGAAAUCUGUUCCUUCUGAUGCUGUUGCAGAAGACAGUGGUACAACCCUGCCUCCUGUGUCUGAUGAAAACCACAUAACCCUAAAAGCUGAAAGUCAGCUGGAAGAUUUAGGCUACUGUGUCUUCAAUAAAUACACAGUUCCACUUCCUUCUCCAGUCCAGGACAGUGAAAGUUUAACUGGUGAAACAUGCCCUUUUUAUGAAGGCACAGAUGAAAAACUGAGAAGAGGUCUACCAGCUGACCUCUCUUUGAUAGAAGUCAAGUUGGCAGCAGCUGGGAAGUCCAAACCAGAAUUUGCUAGUGAAUUUGCUAGUGAUCAAGACUUGAGCCAGCACAUAUCUGGUGACUCAAUGGUCCUGGUAAGGGAAUAUGAGCAGGAGAAGAAAGGUGCUGAUAAGCUAGAUACUCUGCUAGAAAAAAGUGAAGAACAGGCUGAUUCUAAAGAAAUGUAUGCCAUUAAAAGUAAAGAACAUGAGAAAAUGAGGCCCGAUGCAAUUAUUGAAGUGAAAGAAGAAGGUUUGGUUGAUAAACUUCAUAUAGCUGGGUCAGACAAUGCUUUAGCUAAAGUGAUCACCAAAGAAAAAGAUAUUGUUUCUUUAUUCACUGAGAAGGAGGAAAAGUCUCUUAGUGUUGUUCCAGAGGUAGCUGAGGCAGAAACACCACAAAAACCAGACUAUGAUGCUAUAAAACAUGAUCUGGAUGUUGCUGCAAGGCAAGUAGAUGAAGAAUAUCAGCGUCAAUUAGAUAAUAAGAUCAGUGCAUUUGUUACACCUGCUUCAGAGCAGGACAAAGCUUAUGUAAAAGGAGCAGAUUCUGAAAUACAAGAAGCUCCAAAAGACCAGACUUCAUUAUCCAAGGAAUCAAAAGAGGCAGAUGUUCUCUCAAGGACUGAGCCUACUCAUGUAAAGGAUAGCACCAAACCAUCUGAAACUGAGAUCAAGGAGAAAGUAACUAAGCCUGAUCUGGUGCAUCAGGAAGCAGUUGAUAAAGAAGAAUCUUAUGAGUCUAGUGGAGAACAUGAUCAGACCCAAGAGGGCUUGAAUGAAGAAUCUCUAAAACCAGAUGACAAUAAAACAGAAUCUCAGAAACCUUCUGUGUCAGAAGAAGAUAUUACAUCAAAAUUGCCAGUGAAGGAACCUGCCCUUGAGUUCCCCAUUUCUGAAGCUGAGUCUGUGCAGGAGGAGACAGCUGAAAUCCAAAUGGAGAGCAUACCACAACCUAAAGAAGAAGCUCCUGAUGCAGCUGCAAGACCCAUAGAAACCACAGAGCAGCUGCCAUGUGGUCUAACAGCUGAGACUCCAAAAGGAGAAGAGCAUGAAGAAGGAGGAGAGGAGGAGAAGGAAGAAGAGAAGCAACAAUUCAUAACAGAAAUGCCCCAAGAAACAGACUUGAAGACAGCCGCCAAAGAAGAAGUGCCAGCUGAGGCCAGCUUAGAGGAAAUGCCUGAACUGAAAGGGGUUAUUGAGUCUGUUGUCACAGUUGAGGAUGACUUCAUCACGGUGGUCCAAACAACUGUGGAUGAGGGUGAAUCUGCUUCUCACAGCGUGCGCUUUGCUGCCUCACAGCAGGAAGAACUGGAAACAGGAGACUCUCAGCCUGAAGAGGAAGUGGAUAUGGAGGAACCAGCUGAUAGCCAAGCAGAACUCAAAGAAGGCUCGCCAGAAGCUCCUGCCUCACCUGAGAAAGGAGAAAUCCUGCUUACUGAUUAUAAGACCGAGACAUAUGAUGAUUACAAAGAUGAAACAACUAUCGAUGACUCCAUCAUGGACACAGACAGCCUCUGGGCAGAUACUCAAGAUGAUGAUAGGAGCAUCAUGACAGAACAGUUAGAGACUGUUCCUAAAGAGGAGAAGGCAGAGAGAGAAUUGCGAAGAUCAUCUCUGGAUAAACAUAAAAAAGAGAAACCUUUUAAAACUGGGAGAGGCAGGAUUUCUACUCCUGAAAGGAAAAUAGCUAAAAAGGAACCUAGCACACUCUCCAGAGAUGAAGUGAGAAGGAAAAAAGCAGUGUAUAAGAAAGCUGAACUUGCUAAAAAAACUGAAGUUCAGGCCCACUCUCCCUCCAGGAAAAUCAUUUUAAAACCUGCUAUCAAAUAUACUAGACCAACUCAUCUCUCCUGUGUUAAACGGAAGCAGACAGCGGCAGGUGGUGAAACAAAUCAGGCUCCUGGUGUAUUUAAACAAGCCAAGGAAAAACUUUCAACUUCCUCUUUGUCAAAGAUUCCUGCCUCAAAGUCUAGAGCAAAGUCAAUGCUUCCUCCAAGACCCAGCUCAGCUUGCUCACUAACUACUAAAAGAGCUACUUUUCUCGAUACAGACAGUUAUUUUGUACGGCCCUCCUCAGCGGGCCCAAGAGACUGCUUGCCAUACUCAAAAUCAGAUACUAAGGAUGGAGUAACCAAGAGUCCAGAAAAGCGUUCAUCUCUACCAAGACCUUCCUCCAUCCUCCCCCCUCGGAGAGGUACCUCAGGAGACCGAGACAGAGAUGAGAACUCUUUUUCCCUCAAUACCUCUAUUUCUUCUUCAGUACGACGGACCACCCGAUCAGAGCCAAUUCGUAGCAGAACAGGAAAAAGCGGCACUUCUACACCCACGACUCCUGGAUCUACCGCGAUCACUCCUGGUACCCCACCUAGCUACUCUUCGCGUACCCCAGGGACUCCUGGGACGCCCAGCUAUUCCAGGACACCCCAUACUCCUGGAACUCCCAAGUCUGCUAUCCUAGUGCCCACUGAGAAGAAAGUCGCCAUCAUACGCACUCCUCCCAAAUCUCCAGCAACACCCAAGCAACUACGAGUUAUUAAUCAGCCUCUGCCGGACCUCAAGAAUGUCAGGUCCAAAAUUGGAUCAACAGAAAAUAUCAAGUACCAGCCAAAAGGGGGACAGGUUAGGAUUUUAAACAAGAAGAUCGAUUUUAGUGAUAUUCAGUCCCGAUGUGGUUCCAAGGAUAACAUCAAACAUUCUGCAGGGGGAGGAAAUGUACAAAUUGUAACUAAGAAGAUAGACCUGAGUCACGUCACUUCCAAAUGUGGCUCCCUGAAGAACAUUCGUCAUAAACCAGGUGGGGGGCGUGUGAAAAUUGAAAGCGUGAAGCUGGAUUUCAAAGAAAAGGCUCAGGCUAAAGUUGGUUCACUUGAAAAUGCCCACCAUAUACCUGGAGGUGGUAACAUCAAGAUUGACAGCCAGAAGCUAAACUUCAGAGAGCAUGCUAAAGCCCGUGUAGAUCAUGGGGCUGAAAUCAUUACGCAGUCACCGGGAAGAUCCAGCGUGGCUUCCCCUCGCAGACUCAGCAAUGUCUCAUCCUCUGGAAGCAUCAACCUGCUUGAAUCCCCUCAGCUUGCUACCCUUGCUGAAGAUGUCACGGCAGCCCUAGCUAAGCAGGGCUUAUGAAUUUGCUUCAUUUAGCAGUGUAUGAAGUAAUAAUAUUUAGGCAUGAGCUCUUGGCAGGAAUGGGCUCAGAGCAGGUGUUACAUUCAUUCUUUACCAUGUCUAAAAUUAAGUCACAUCCCAAGACUGUAGUAAAUAUACAAUAAAAAAAAAUGAAAAAAAAAAUAGAUACAAAAAUUGGCCUGAUCUCCAUUUACAGCAGGAAGACACUGGCUUUACAUGGGUAUACAAUCAAAGUAUAUUAUAUUGGACAAUUAUUGUUGCUCUGCUCUGUCUUGCAUGGAGUACCGUACUAUGAUAAAAUGCAUUUUUACCUUUCAUGUGCCUGAAGGCUGUCCACCUCUUUCUGAAGAGCCUUGUUAAUAUCCCAAGUUGCUCAUUUCACUGUUCUGUUGAUAGGUGGGAGAAAAAAAAGUUGCCCACUGUAAUUUAUUACAGGUUAAAUUAAACUGAAGAUUCCACUUAUCAGAAGGAAGGGCAUAUAAAGAAAAUCAAGUUUAAUUAAAGUGUUAUUUUGUAUAAAUGAGUAGAAGAAAGAUUGAAUUAAGUUAUUAACAUUUUUGGGCCUGGUUAACCCUGUCAGUGUAUAGCUGAUUCCGAUAAAUUAUUUAACUAAUAACUAAAAAUAGUAGUUGAAAAACACUUGAACCAUGCUUGAGGAAGUGACAUGGAAAAGCUAUCGAAAGGGAGCACUUCCAUUCCAAUGGACUUGUGUCUGAUUAGAAUGUUGGUUAAGCGGCUAGAUUUGUGUACACACUACCGGUUUCACAUCCUUUCCAUCUGUUUGAUACAGUAUUAUAGAUAUAUAUAUUUCUCUGUGGCCAUUUGUGAUACGCCCUCAUAUACUUGAAUAUUAUACUUCUUUAUUCACAGUAUCUGUGUCUCUUGCACCCUUUGGUGUUGCAAUUUUAGGUAUGUAAAAGUAGAUGUUAGCAGGGUUUUUUUCCCUAUUCAGAAAAAUACAUUAAAAAAAAAUGACAAAAAUUUUAGCAUGAAUUGCUUUCUGUAACAACUAAAAGCCGUGACCCUGUUUUAGUGCCAGAUGCAAGUCUCUUCUGUGAUGCUAGAAAAAUAAUUCCUUCCCUCCCCCUUUUCUUCACCAAGACUGAUUUUGUGGGGUUCAGAUGUUUGUAAAAGGGUCUCCAAAGAGGUGGGUUUAGAUUUUGGAUUUUUAAAAAUCCAACAAUAGUUUGGUUUCGGCAUUUUUUUAAAUUCCUGUAGUAACAAUGAAUACUGCAUUUAUUUAUUCUUUUUUCUUUUGCUAAAGUUGAAACACAGAAAAAGAGUAUUAGGGUGUCAUUCUAGUCCUUCAGUGAUGUCUUAUGUAUAUGAUCAGGUGCUCAGUGAUAAGCACUGUAGAACAUGCCUAUAAAUUAUAAUAAAUAAAUACAAUAAAUAAAUAAAUAAAUAAAAUAAACAUCCUAGAUGGGGUCACUAUGAUGACCAGAUAGAUAAUAGGGUAUCUUUAAAUCUGAACCAAGUGAGAUUAUAUUGACUAUAAAAAGUAUAAGACAAAGUGUGAAUUAAAAGAAAAAGGCAGAGAGAGAUAAACAACACAUCUAAUGGAGUUACUUGUAAGAAUUCCAGUGCUACUUUAUGGACACUAAGAAAACACUGAAGGUAAUAUGGUACUAUUAUUCAUCAGUGGAUAAUAAUCUGCUGAUGUUAUGUAUAAUAGACAUUAUGAAAUGACCAGUUUACACACUUGCAGAAUGGUGUUUUCCUUUUGAAAUCUCCAGAUAACCUUUGCACUGUUAGUUAAGCUAUACAUGAACCAUGAGUUGGAAGCUUUUGAGUGUUCUAUCUGUUCUUUUUACUUCUUAUUUGUACAUGAAUGUGUGGAUCAGGGACUGAUCUGAAAAGAUGCAUAGUGAGAGAAGAUUUUUUGUCUGUGGAGAAGAAUUGUUAUAAUUAAUAGAACAGGAUGCCACAUAGUUAAAUUCAGGUAGAAAACUGUACAGAUAUUAACAAUAAAUGUUUGAGGUGUCCAAAGAUUUUAGCUAAGCAAUUCCCAAAAGUAUGAAAAUUAAUUAUUUAGCUAAAACUCCAGGUAUCUUACUGACAAUAAAUUCUUAAAUACACCUGUACAUCACACUUCAACUCUGCAAAAAGCUUUUUCACACUACAAAGUACCUAAUGCUGCUUAGAAAUCUGUAAUUUUAUACAAAAGCUAAUGAGCUUAGACAUCAAGUUACGUACAUCAAGAGGAUUCUGGCUUUUGCCUUGCAGUUUCUGUACUGAUGCUUAGAAUAAGCAUAAGAAUUGACAUGGAAAUAUUGUAUGGUGUGGUAUAAAAAAAUCCUUUGCCAUUUUUAAAGAGAAAACAAGAUAGGAAAACAGUAUUUUUGAACAUGUUGCUGUGUCUGUAGCAUCAAUUAAUGCAAAUUAGCUUUGCACUGUUUUUAUUAUGUGUUUUGCCAGUGUUAGAGAGAAACCAAGGUACUGCUGAACCUCACUUUCACUGCAGCUGAGCACCAGCAAGGCAGAACAGUGUUUAACCUUCAACUUAAGUAUUUUCAUUCUCCUUUUAAAAUUAACAUACUAUAAAUCAUUAACUUGAGUCAGUACAUAGACAACAUCCAAAGUUAGAUUGGUGCGAUACACUUGGUUACUUACUUCAUGCAUUGAAAUGAGCUUCCUUGUCUUAAUUCAAGCAAAGACCUUGUAAUUAGUAACUGUCCUUCCAUGGAAAGCAUUCUAGAUCUUUUGUGGAGUUAGAUGAAGAUAAAAGAAAUGAAGAGUUUGCACUGUUGAAUAAAGAGCAGUUGUGUUACAUGAUUCAAGGUGUUCAUUGAAAAAGCUCCUCAAAAUCUUAAUUUCUCAAGAAGAAUGUUGUUGUGUUAAAAAAAAACAACUUUGUAAGCAUCUGAUGCCCACAUUGAAAAGAAAAUAUAUCCAAGAUUCUAGAAAGCACAUCUUUAAUAUUUUGAUUCUACUGGUAGGUAUAGCCAGUCGGUGGUAUCUGAGAUCAAACCUCUCUCUAUUUGUAACAAUACAUCAUCCAGGGAAAUUGAACACUUAAAUUCCACCAAAUUGAAUAGCAGUAGAAUGACCAAAACUGAAUAUAUCUUUUGAGUGAUGAGAGUAAAAAAGGCGCUCCUUAAGAAUUUCUGCAUCUGCAAUUUUCUGUUUGUAUGUAACCACAGGCAGGAAGAAAUCAGCAGAAGUCGAAUAGAUCUUUGUCCAGUACCAUUAAAGGAAAGACUAAUAAUGAUGAGGAAAAUCAUGUGUCCACUAGAUUACACAUAGUUUCACUGUACAGCACUAAAUGGUAUUAUCCAUUCAAAUAUGAUAAAGUACAGUAGCAACAUUCCUUUCCUCAUCAUGACUGCUCGCAGAUGUAUACAAAUUUGCCUAUCUACAUGACCCAAAAGGAGUCAAAAAGCAGUCAUUGUGGACAACCACAUACAGGAUGUGCUGGACUAAAUAAUAUUUGGAAACCAAGUAUGAAUGUCCCUUCAAAGACACACGUCUUGAAGUGUAGAUCACUUUUGCUAUGUAAAAUGAAGAUAGAAUUUUAGCCUAGGUGUGCGCAGAGCUCAUUUGCUAGUAAUUUCACUCAAAUCAUUCCCUCUGCAGGAAAAUGAAUAACUUUCACACUUGGAAAGGUCAAGCAUAAACACCACUUCAACUUUAGCAAAGAGAAAAAAAAGAAAACAUAUUCUGUAUGCUGGGAUUUCAAGGAAUACAGUCUGCCGUUACAAACCUGUGUUUUUUUCUGAUAAUUCUAGAGCCUGUUACCAUAAAGAGGCAUUUCUUGAAUGGCUGGUGGUAGUUAGUUCAUGUUUUUCAAUCCGAUUUGCAAUUGUAUUUGUUGCUGUAUAGUGAUUGUUUUGCAAAAUAAAAUUGCUUGUCAUCUAA
This is a messenger RNA of Alligator mississippiensis (American alligator), 12187 nucleotides long. It is a transcript of the gene MAP2, whose product is annotated as microtubule associated protein 2. The transcript is spliced from 17 exons. The record is from RefSeq and is a predicted model, not a curated record. The coding region runs from base 2489 to 8329 and encodes 1946 amino acids. Gene Ontology annotation, molecular function: microtubule binding. Lineage: Eukaryota; Metazoa; Chordata; Crocodylia; Alligatoridae. Gene Ontology annotation, cellular component: neuron projection. Gene Ontology annotation, biological process: microtubule cytoskeleton organization; neuron projection development.